Alosa alosa (allis shad) is the source of this 1428-nucleotide messenger RNA. RefSeq lists its product as uncharacterized. The transcript has 8 exons. The coding region runs from base 418 to 1077 and encodes 219 amino acids. Lineage: Eukaryota; Metazoa; Chordata; Actinopteri; Clupeiformes; Clupeidae. The record is from RefSeq and is a predicted model, not a curated record.
UUGAUGACAGGGACGUGUCGGCGGAGGGCGAUUCUGAGCUGGUGCGGGACCUGAAGAGGAGCCACAGUGCGUCCAUCUGCGCAACGCCCACCCACAUGGAGGUCCAGACCACCGCCGGCAUCCGAGCCCAACACACCAAAAACACCUUUCACAAGUUAGAUGUUUCUGAAGGUGUGGUGUGUCUCAAUGAAGAGCAGACGAAAGGGCCGUGUUUGGACUACAAAGUCAUGUUCACUUGCAGUGGAUCAUUCUGUAGCGGUUGCAGGACACGCUGGUUCGAUUCAGACGACCCAACAGACAAUGGAGACUUUGAGAUUCUGAGCAUGCUCCGUUCCACAUAUACCAGGGAGAUUUGCCCACAGCCAAUCGCCAUCGAGGCCCAGACACUGUCCGGCCAGUCAGCUUCAGAGACCGGAGAUGUUUUUCCUGGUCUAUGACGCCACCUAUGGGUUUGCAUGUGUCAAUGCGGACCAGGGGAGUGGCACCUGCAAGGACUACAGAGUACGCUUCACCUGUCCAAGUGACUUUUGUUCAGUGUCAGAGGAGUGUCGGACACGCUGGCUGAGCAGUGAUGUUGAGUCGCUCCCCAAGCUGCUGCAGAUGUUUCCAGGCCAGGUGUGCAGGAACCCCAUCAGCCUGGAGGCACAGACGCUCUACGGCAUCUCAGCAAAGCACACCGGCGACAUCUUCCUCUCCUAUGACGUCACAUUUGGGUUUGUGUGUAUCAACUCAGAGCAAAGGAAGGGGACAUGCGAUGACUACCAAGUGAUGCUAACCUGCCCCUCUGAUUUCUGUCAAGGUUGUCGAACUCGGUGGUUUGACCUGGAUGACCCUACGGGCCGCGGGGACUACGAGACCUUCCGGCAGCUGCAGAUAGCUUUCCCUGAGGCGGUGUGCAGCCAACCAGUGGCUAUCGAGGCCAUGACCACCAGCGGUGUCCCCGCCCUCCAGACUGGUGACACUUUCCAAGUGUAUGAUGCGACCCAUGGCUUUGCCUGUGUGAAUGCGGAGCAGGGGGGCAGGAGGUGCCAGGACUACAAGGUGCGCUUCACCUGCCCACUGGACUUCUGCUCCUGAAGCCCUUGUAUGCACACAACACAUUCUGGUGGCAGUUUAUUUUUGUGUGUGUUUUCUGUAAACACUACAGAUGCAUCAUAUGGCAUCCUGAGAUUUCAAGGGAGAGAAAUCUCCCUUCAGCUCAUUGGGACUAUUAGAAAUAACUGACGGAGCACUUUAACCUGGCAGACACAGGCUACAAAGUCUGAUAACUCUCAUGGCUGAGUCAGGGUGACUGCUGCUGACUUCAAAGAACAAAAGUGAGGAGGAAAUGCCCCUUCUAUGGGUUGAUUGCUUGGAAUCAAAAUAACCUCCAUUCACUGCCAUGUCUUUUGUACUCUGAAUGAAAAUAAAUACUUUAAUAUGCUUUAA